Messenger RNA from Spirometra erinaceieuropaei, 1265 nucleotides. Lineage: Eukaryota; Metazoa; Platyhelminthes; Cestoda; Diphyllobothriidea; Diphyllobothriidae. The record is from the annotation of a GenBank genome assembly.
AUGGACCCUUUGUCUCUGGUGGCCGAACACUGCGCCGAUGCCGGACACACAUUCGCCUUUCAGCAUGUCGAAAUUAUGGGCCGAGGAAACGAUUGCAUAGCCAGGGAAACAAUCGAGGCUUGGCACACGGGGACAACCUCCAUCAACCGCUGUGUGGCUCUUCCCGCUGCCUAUCAAGCCCUUCGAGCGCAGCCCAGUAAACAAAUGAGCAUAAGAGCACCCAGGCUAAAUAUGAAUCCAGAUAUGAGCGAGUCCAUGGCGGAUACACACUCAGCCACCCCUCAACCGGGUUCCGACGAGUCCUUGCGGCGUAAACAAGAUUGCCGGGCUUGGACGACAGCUACGGUCAAUGAAGGUAGGAACGACGACCACCAACGUCCCAACACCGGCCUCCGAUGUAGAUUGAGUACAUUCCGUCACCCUCCCUCCCCCCACCCGCCCGCCAGGUGUGCUGAUGACCACUAAAGCUGAUCCACCACCCUCUCAUCCGGCGAAAAGUCGCUAUAGGACUCCCCCCGUCCCUUCCCCCUUGCCACCCGGACUUCAUAUGUAAGAAAACCCGUUUUUACAUGACUGUUACCCAUCUAUAAAUACUGUGAGGCGCGAUACCACACUCACCUCCGACGAUGGAAGCUUGUAUGCUUUUGAAACGCCAGGACAGUAAAACUUUGGUUCCCGAGAUCGCCUUUCAAUCAGGAAAGUGCGCACUGCGAUCUAUUUUAAUACUUUCAAAGGUGCGCAUGAUCUUUAUAGCCUUUUCUUAUUUUAGUUCACCUUAACACUCUGUUUUCAGUCUGCUCCAUAUUUUAAGUACGUGCACCCUGUGCGGUGACAGUUCUCAGUCUACGCCACAAUUCCCGUCGAUCGAUGGCUUCAAUCAAGCGAGACUUGACGCCCGCAGGGCUGUACCUGAUGUCUACUCAAUGCCGUGUCUUUCACUGAUUUGUUGCAGGUUGGAUGCCGGACUUCAACCGCAACAGCGCUCCCUCAGUUUAAGCAAAGACUUGCUGCUUCUGCCUGCUCAGUCGGAUGUCAAAUCUCCUGCUCUCGUGAAAUCUGUCCAAUCACCAAAUCUUGCCGGGGCUGCGAUGGCACGAGUUGCCGACCAUCGUGCCCUGACAAUGCAGCAUUCUCCGCAUGAUGGCACGUUCCGAACGCCCACGUUUCUUCCCUUCUGUCGAGAGCUUCAGCAGGUGACCGUUCUCCGCUCCUUCCUCUCCCCUCCAUGGCUCUGCCCAACCGUCUUUCCACUCCUGCUUAACUGA